Stylophora pistillata is the source of this 3395-nucleotide messenger RNA. RefSeq names its product bifunctional peptidase and (3S)-lysyl hydroxylase JMJD7. Lineage: Eukaryota; Metazoa; Cnidaria; Anthozoa; Scleractinia; Pocilloporidae. The record is from RefSeq and is a predicted model, not a curated record.
AUGCUUUGGCCUUUCCGACAAAAUGGCCUCGGUAAAUAGGUUAUCAGAAGCGCUAGAAAACUUAUCAGUCGAAGCGAAAGAACUUUAUCUUAAUUUAGAGGUGCCAAGGCUUGGAAAACCUCCGACUCCCUUGGAAUUUUUGAGGGACUGGGUGAGCCCAAAUGUUCCAGUUAUCAUAAAAAACGCGUUCAAUCAUUGGCCAGCGCUUGAAAAAUGGAAUAGCGAUUAUUUGAGACAGAAAAUUGGACACAGGACCGUAACUGUUGCGGUCACACCUAAUGGAUACGCGGAUGCCGUAGUGGGAGAUAAGUUCGUCAUGCCGGAAGAACGGGAGAUGGAAUUCUCCAAGUUUCUAGACAUUCUUGAAGGAAAAUCUAAAGAACAAGGGAUAUUUUACGUUCAGAAGCAAAAUUCUAACUUAACGAGCGAUUUUAAAGAAUUAUGCGAAGAAGCUGCAUGUGAUAUACCUUGGGCAACAGAGGCAUUUGAUAAAAACCCUGAUGCAGUCAACUUUUGGAUGGGAGACAAAAGAGCUGUCACCUCGAUGCACAAAGAUCAUUAUGAAAAUUUAUAUUGCGUGAUUUCUGGUUCUAAAGUUUUCACAUUGUUACCACCAAGUGACUUGCCUUUGAUUCCUUAUGAAUUAUACUCCCCAGCCAGAUAUAAAGCUAGCAAUAAUGGUGAUUUUGAAAUUGUGGACGAAAUUGUUGAGAACUUUACAGAAGCAGCACUAAAACAAAAAGUGCCCUGGAUUGCUAUUGAUCCAUUGAAUCCAGAUCUGAAUAAAUAUCCAAACUAUGCAAAAGCUAACCCUGUCACAUGUGUAGUGACUGCAGGGGAGAUGUUGUAUCUACCUUCCUUAUGGUUUCAUCAUGUUCAACAAUCUCAUGGGUGCAUUGCAGUCAAUUUUUGGUAUGAUAUGGAAUAUGAUAUCAAGUACAACUACUACAAAUUUGUUGAGGCUGUGGCCAGCCUUGCUAACAAACAUUCUUAAAAUUGUUUUUCUGUCCAGAAACCAUGACUCAUUUUCAACUGGCUUACACAAAUUCAGAGGCCCCUCUAUUCUACCAUGAAAGGUAAGGUACAAGGUAGAAUACAACAUCUUGUGAACAUUUUGUUAAUUUUGCUCAUGCACAAAUCUUUUAUCAGUAUCAAUGGGCUGAAAAGCAGUUAAUAGAGUUUCACUUCCUUUAGACAUUCUUUAAAACUUGGAAAAUCUUGUUGAAAGUAAAUUUGAUGAUUUAGUAUCAGGCCUUAGAUGUUGACUUUUCAAAGGGUCCAGUUGUAACAGAAAGGUUCUUUCUAGAAGACAAUCUCUCUUAAAUUGAUCAUGUUUGAGUCAAGUUACGUCUUGCCAUCUUGUUGGUCCCAUUUUUACCAAACCUUACUUUGGUUCCCUCCAGCCAGGGUUAUAUUACCAAUGUACGCAUGAUAAUUUGGGAAUGGUUGAGCAGCUACUGCCCAUGUAGAUGCCUUUCCUGAGAACACAGUUUAAAGGGCAUUUAAGCCAUAGUUAGUAUGGUACUAUGUGUAAGCCCCAAAAACGUUCAUUUUCUAUUCACAAAGCUGUUUGUGGCACUUUGCGGUACUGGCGGUCAAAAAUUUUUACAUAGUUAGUAUGGUACUACGUGUAAUACUUGAAAUACGUACUUGAAAUACGUGCAAGUCUUUUUCGAAGCCGUUCUUUGCCGGUCUCGUCACGAUUUUUGUGCUUACAAUCUGUUUGAAUAUAUUCAAUUUUUUCAUGAUGGUAAAGCAUUGUCGCUCAGUUUUGUACCAAUUCAAACAAAAUCGGGCAUAAAUUUCCGAAAGGUGCAAAUUUGUUCAAUUGAGAAGAGCCGAUGUCGUCGAGCCUUCCGAACAUUCUGUUGCUUAUACCAGUCAAUUUUCUCCCGAUUGUUACGGGAAAAGCUACAUGGUUGAAAUGGGCCUUAAAAACCAAAAAAGUACUUCUUCCUGGCGCUGUACCGACGAUUCAGGCCCUACUAGAAACAACUUCUUCUGAAGUAAAAUAGUGACCCAUGGAGUAGGCAGACAGCGAGGAUCCGGAAGUGGCAGACCGAAAUGAGAAACAACCGAGAAGAAGUUGAGCUCUUCAAAAGUUAGAAUCCUCAAGAAUAAUAAAUAAUUAUAAAUUUAUAGGUUCUCUAAAAACACCUAUUUUUCUCAGCUAUUGAAAGAUUAUGGGGAAGCCAGUUGUUUGGGAGUCAGCGCUGAGCCCAUAAAAGACCAGUGACCUGUAUGAACCUUCGCCUGAAACCGAAACACGUGUCAAGGAAAAAGGAUUCGUUGAUGGUCUACAAUGUGAUCUGGAAUUUUGUUGGUUUGAUGUUCCACCGAUAAAACAUUAGCUACUGCAUAGAAUCUACCAGUUUAGCGCUAUUACCUCCCACCUACGUGGAUGUCCUUCGGAAGAAAUACGUACGCGCGUCAGCAUCACUAAAAUCCUAGCAAACUAUGAAGUUUUCGAUAAUAAUAUAAUUUCAGCGAGUUUUCCCAAUAAAAAGCGUCAGGACCCGAUAAGGCGUGAAGCGCAAUGACGACGAAUCAAGAUUUCCCGGGAAAGUAACGCAUUGCAGACGCGUUUUUUUCUUUUUUUAUCCCAAUCGCUCGGUGGCGCGUUGAGGAGAACGACACAAAAAUGGGCAAAGUUGUCAAAGGCAACGGAAAAACCCGCAGCAAAAAUGGAAAAACUGGAUUCGAGGCGCUUGUGAAUGUUUUUGUAUCAAGGCUGGUAACCUCGUUUUUAACUUAAUAAACGAAAAAUUUUGUUUUGACGGAGACUUCUUUAUACGACAUCUGAACGCCAGCGUGGAGCAAAGUAUCAGUCGCUUUCAUCAAGUAUGCAGAAAACAUGAAAAAGAGUCCUUGCCACGAGAAUACCCCCAGGGGACUCACCCAGGUACGAGAUUGUCACACCUUCCAGAUUUAUUGAAAUUUGAAAAUACGUUCUUCUAAAUAACUCGCACGCAAUAAGGGAUUUUUGUUUUUUCGUAAAGUUAAAAUGUGACUCCAAUUUAGUCAGCAUCUACUGGUGGGAAGUGACCUUAAUUUAGGUGCACUAAUUUACAUUCGCAUGAAAACGAUUAUACGCGAAAUCUCUUUAAUUGAACUUACCAUAAAUGGUGAUAAGAAUAAAGGACAACAAUAAGGUUGCAUGCUUGAUUUAGCUCUGCAUAUCUGCAUGCAGUCAUUCAUAUUGUUCUCUACUCUGCAGGGAGUAUCUAAACCUUAACUUCAACAUACAAUUUAAUUUGGUAAUGAUUUGUCUCGACUAUGAAUCUUCACAGAUUCAUCAUUCAUUUUUGGGUUCUUCAUGUUACUAUUUUGAGAGAUAAUCAUCUAAAUAGUUUAUUCCAUUCAUAAUACACUCUUAAUGCUCUUACUUCUCCAGU